This is a messenger RNA of Cutaneotrichosporon oleaginosum, 1233 nucleotides long. NCBI's taxonomy places the organism in Eukaryota, Fungi, Basidiomycota, Tremellomycetes, Trichosporonales, Trichosporonaceae. The record is from RefSeq and is a predicted model, not a curated record.
AUGACCCGACGCAUGCGCGAGGCCGCGCGCGGACCCCCCGCACUUGCGUCUCUCGAGGGUCUUCCCGACGACGUGCUCGUGCACAUCUUCGAGCUCCUCGACGCUGAGGACCUCGUCCGCCUCCGCGUCUCCCGCACUCUCGACAGUAGAGUCCGCACCCUCGGCAUCCCCUUGCAUCUAUCGCAGCACCCCGUAUCACACCAGACACUCCACCCCGCGCCGCCCCGCUGGCCCCCAGCCGCGCUGUUCGCACUGAAUGGGCGCAUAUCCCGCGCGCUCCAAACACACAAACUGCACGCGCUGCAAAUCGGCCCCGAGUGGCGCUCGCCCGUCAUCCCCGCCCUCUGUUUACGGGGCGGGGACGACCCAGCCCUAGUCCUAGGCGUCGGGACGCAGCUGCUCGUACACCCGCUCGCCGCGCGGAGGAUGUGGGCCCCGCGCUCCGCGGCCCCAGCGCACGCCAUGUCUCUCGGCGGUUCGAGUUCGGCUUCAGGCUCGAUGUCAGGAUCGGGCAGCGCCGCCGACAUCGUAGGCAUCCACGCCCUCGCAGCGCCCGACAGCUUCGUAGUCGCGCACUUUGACGGCACGCUGCGCCGCCUCUCCCGCGCCGCGUGCACCGCGCACUACAUGCAUCCGCGGGGAGGCGUGUCGUCGCCAGCCAACAUCCGGGCGUUCGCGGGCUGCGGCGACGCCUUCUUAGCCGCCAGCGAGCGGCGCGUACGCCUCUACUCCGCGCGGGCGCCGUGGACGCCGCCGGCCGAGAUUGCGCUCAGCGCGCGUCCCUGGUCCGCCGCGCUGGCGGGCGACACGGCGUACCUCGGCGUUGCGGGCGCCAUAGGGAUGUACGCGCUCUCCGGGGCCGUGCCGGCCGGCACGUUGCGCGGGCCCGCGAAGAGCGAGGCGUACGCCGUCGUCCCGGCCCGUCAGGUGCUGUCGGCGUGGUACGACGGCGUGGCGCGGAUACAUGAUCCGCGCGCGGGCGCGGCGCCCGUCAUCGCGCUCGCGGACCCGUGGUCCGACGCCGCGUUGUAUUCCGCCGCGUAUGUCGGCGAGUACGGCGUCGCCGCAGGCGGCGCGCUGCACGGCGCUGUGAGUGUCUGGGAUGUGCGUAACCCCGCCGCGGGGUGGAGUGUAUUUUCGCCCGCGGGGCGCGGGAGCCCGGUGUACGCGCUCGCUGGGGACGGCGGGCGCGUGUGGGGCGUCACGGAGCGGCGCGCGUUCACGGGAUUGUGA